ACUCAGCUGGAGGCUGGAGGGGUACAUCCCUGCAGAAGUGCCUUGGGAGAGGAAAUUCCGGCUGAAUCUACUCUGGCACACUGCGGUGAGGAGCCAGGCAGGGACGGAUCGUCAAGUGCUUUGUGUGUUGUAAAGGAUAACCUCAGAUGGACACCACAGCCUAGUCCUUGGGAGCACCGCGGGCUAAGCAUUGCCUGCAAACGAGAUAUUUGCACCCACCAACCGUUCUGCAGAAGGAAGACUUGUCUGCUCCUGCAGACGUGUACAGCCCUGUGGAGCAGUCUUGUCUGUCCAAAGGGCAGAGUCGAGCAAUCGCCUCUGCUGCUACAGGUUGGACUUGCCCGGUCAGCGAUGGGCAGAAGGCACUGGGCUCCAGGUGCAGGCAGGAUGGCCGCAUUGAAUGCAGUGCUUCUCCUGCCCUGGCACGAUCGCUGAACUGCUGAGCCACUGCAACUGAUGGGAGCAGAGCCCAGCCGUUUGCCCCUCAGCUGGGCUGGGGAGAAAACUCCUUCCGGUCUAACUGCUCCUCUCCAGAGACCAUGGCCUUGGGCGCCCCCAGGAGGGAUCUUCUGAUGCUACUCAUGGCCUUGGGCCUGACCCCGGGAGACCCUGUGAGGUCCUCUGGGGGGUCGCUGGUGAACUGUACCUGUAAGAGCCCGGAGUGCAGGGGGCCGAUCUGCCAGGGGGCCUGGUGCACAGUAGUGCUGGUUCAGGAGGAGGGUGUGUCCCGGGAACAUCGAAGCUGCGGGACCCGGGACCCAGAGCUGUGCAGGGGCCGCCCCACGGAGUUCUUCAACCACUACUGCUGCUACAAGUCCUUCUGCAACCAAAACGUGUCCCUGACGCUGAAGGCCACCCCUUCAGAGCAGCCUUCCGGGGAUGGCCAGCUACCUCUGGUGCUGGGCCCUGUGCUGGCUUUGCUGGCCCUGAUAGCCCUGGGUGCCCUGGCCCUGUGGCACAUCCGCCGGCGGCGGCGGAAGAACCGAGGCCUGCACAGCCAGCUGGGCGAGUCCAGCAUCAUCCUGAAGGCAUCCGAGCAGAGGGACAGCAUGCUCGGGGACCUGCUGGACAGUGACUGCACCACAGGCAGUGGCUCAGGGCUCCCUUUCCUGGUACAGAGGACAGUGGCGCGGCAGGUCGCCCUGAUGGAGUGCGUAGGAAAAGGCCGCUACGGCGAGGUGUGGCGGGGCCUGUGGCACGGGGAGAGCGUGGCUGUCAAGAUCUUCUCCUCCAGGGACGAGCAGUCCUGGUUCCGGGAGACGGAGAUCUACAACACAGUCCUGCUCAGACACGACAACAUCCUAGGCUUCAUCGCCUCCGACAUGACCUCCCGCAACUCGAGCACGCAGCUGUGGCUCAUCACGCACUACCACGAGCACGGUUCGCUCUACGACUUCCUGCAAAGACAGACGCUGGAGCCCCAGCUGGCCCUGCAGCUGGCUGUGUCCGCGGCCUGCGGCCUGGCCCAUCUGCACGUGGAGAUCUUCGGCACGCAGGGCAAACCGGCCAUCGCCCACCGCGACCUCAAGAGCCGCAACGUGCUCGUGAAGAGCAACCUGCAGUGCUGCAUCGCCGACCUGGGCCUGGCGGUGAUGCACUCCCAGAGUAGCGACUACCUGGACAUUGGCAACAACCCGAGAGUGGGCACCAAGCGGUACAUGGCCCCCGAGGUGCUGGACGAGCAGAUCCGCACUGACUGCUUCGAGUCUUACAAGUGGACCGACAUCUGGGCCUUCGGCCUGGUGCUGUGGGAGAUCACCAGGCGGGUCAUUGUCAAUGGAAUCGUGGAGGACUACAGGCCACCCUUCUAUGAUGCGGUGCCCAAUGACCCCAGCUUUGAGGACAUGAAGAAGGUGGUGUGUGUUGACCAGCAGACCCCUGUUAUCCCCAACCGGCUGGCUGCAGACCCGGUCCUCUCAGGGCUGGCUCAGAUGAUGCGGGAGUGCUGGUACCCCAACCCCUCUGCCCGCCUCACCGCGCUGCGCAUCAAGAAGACGCUGCAGAAACUCAGCAGCAGCCCCCGAAAACCCAAAGCGACCCACUAGCCUCAGCACCUCUGCUACAGGGCGGGGGAGU
Echinops telfairi (small Madagascar hedgehog) is the source of this 2076-nucleotide messenger RNA. RefSeq names its product activin A receptor like type 1 (gene ACVRL1). The transcript has 10 exons. Bases 540 to 2045 code for a protein of 501 amino acids. Gene Ontology annotation, cellular component: BMP receptor complex; plasma membrane. Gene Ontology annotation, biological process: BMP signaling pathway; protein phosphorylation; heart development. The record is from RefSeq and is a predicted model, not a curated record. Gene Ontology annotation, molecular function: transforming growth factor beta receptor activity, type I; SMAD binding; ATP binding. NCBI's taxonomy places the organism in Eukaryota, Metazoa, Chordata, Mammalia, Afrosoricida, Tenrecidae.